AUGGAUCCAAGUAAAUUCACAUUCCAACCUAAAUCCGAUGCAGCACCCAAGAAAGAAUUCUCAUUCGCCAGUUUCGCAUCCAAAGCAUCCAGCGGAGAUGCUCCAGUUACAGUAAAACCGUCACCAUUCAGCUCUAUUUCCUCACUAAAUACAAAUCAAAACGUGAUAUCAGAUGGACAAGAAAAGGGAUUUGGCGCCAAACCAACUUUCGGUCAAACGGCUUUUCAAAGAAAACCGAUGGAUCAAAUGAAGAUUCCGAUUUCUAACCCACCAACUUUUGGAGCAAAUGUUUUCGAAAAGAAAGCCGCAUUUGAUGAUGGAAAAUCGUUUGCUCUCAAAAAUCCAUUCGAAGCAGCAAAAUUGAAACAAGAAAAACCACAUCCAAAUUUCGGGCAAACUUAUAUGGAAAGAAGGAAAUUGCAAGAAGAAAGAGGUAUUUCAAAACCAGAAAUUCCGGACAGAAAAAGAGCCACAAUGCAACCAUAUGAAGCGAAAAAAGGGAUAAGCGAUCGAAUAACCAAAAGACCAAUGUUCGAUGUGAGCAAAUUCAAAUUUGUUCGAAAACAAGAUGCACCACCAGCCCAACCUCUACCAGGCACUGAUGAAACCGAUGAAAACCCCAUGAAAUUUCUGAAAUCUGUUGGCUCCGCUCCAAACCUCGACAACAACGCAGUAAUACCCGACGAUAAACUUUGGAAACCAAAAAUCCCUCAACAAUCGAGAAUUGAAGUUAUCAAAAGUCGAGAAUCCUCAAUUCCUCGAAGUUUUUCACCAGAAUUGAAGGAUGAUGCAAAAUUGAUCAAGAAGUUAGCCGAAUUGGAAGGACGUGAAUGUGCUGGGGAAUAUGAGAAAUAUGCGAUUUUAGAUGAACGCGAUAAAAUUCUGUAUCAACUUCGAGCAAUUAACAGUCCUGUUAUUAAACAAUUGGAAAGAUGCGAAGAAAUGUGCACGGAAAAGGAGAGAUAUAUGAGAAUUGUGCAAAAACGGUCAUCGCCAUUUGAAUGUGAUGAGGCGACUUUUGAAGUGGCUCAUCAAAUGAUGGUGAAAGUAAGUCUUUAAAAAACUUUGGUAGUUAUCAAAAUAUUAAUUUUCAAUAGGAAUAUGCUCGAUCCGCGGCUGAUCAAGAACGUCCACUUCCCCACGAACUUCGAUCCGAAAAAAUGAUGGAACACACAAUGUCAUAUCUCCUUUCUCAAGUUCUCGACAAAUUCCCCGAAACCGCCGAACAACGCACCGGUUGGUACAAUUUCUUAUGGAGUCGAACUCGAGCUGUUCGAAAAGAAGUCACACAAUUGUCGAUGAGUGACACUUUGGCAUUGGAACUUGUUGAGAGAUGCACGCGGCUGCACAUUUUAUUCGGAUAUAUUUUAUGCGAUUUGGAAGUCGAUCAUUUUGAUCAGAAAAUGAAUAAUGAGAAUUUGGGUAAAUGUUUGCAAACUUUGCGGCAUUUGUAUGAGGAUUUUGAGAGACGUGGCAUAAAAUGUGUUAAUGAACCAGAAUUUCGAUCGUAUGAUGUUAUGAUGCAUAUGAAUGAUAGCAAUGUAUUCUCUCAGGUAUGGAUUUGGGCAGUUUUCUAAAUCGGACCAGGGUGACAUUUUUCAAUAGGAAUCGGACCAAAAAAAAGGAAUCGGACCAGGUUCGAUUUUUUGAGAAAAAUUCUGAAUCGGACCCGAAAAAUCGGACCACUUUUUCAAAAUUUCCUGAUUUUUGCACCAAAAAAUUGACUUUUUUGAAAAAGUGGUCCGAUUCAGAAUAUUUCUCAAAAAAUCGGACCUGGUCCGAUUCCUUUUUUGUGGUCCGAUUCCUAUUGAAAAAUGUCACCCUGGUCCGAUUCAGAAAGCCCUUAAAAUCGGGUCCGAUUAAACGGACCUGGUCCGAUUCCUAUGGUCCGAUUCAAAAAUUUGCCAUGGAUUUGGAAUUAGAUAUUCGAAACAUCGCAAUUUCAGGUUUUAUCAUAUCGAAGUGAAGUUCGCCAAUCGCCUUCAGUUUGUUUGGCUUUGCAAUUAUCGAUUAGUUUUCAAAAUAACAAUUAUUGCAAAUUCUUUCGACUUUUGAAAAGUCAGGCGACUUAUUUGCAAUGUUGUAUGUCACAUAAACUAUUCAAUGAGGUUAGUUUUGAAAAACAUAUUUUUUGGAAAUGAAUUUUAUUUCAAAUUACACGUCUAUCUUUGAAAAAAAUAAUCGUUGCAUUUUUCAGAUCAGAUCCAAGGCUGUAAAUGUGAUCACAUCAUCCUAUGGUAGAAAUGCUGGAUAUCCCCUCGAUAAAUUCUGCUCGCUUCUCGCUUAUGAUUCAAUUGACGAUUUAAAAUCAGCCCUUGAUAUUUAUGGAUUAAGAAUAGAUAUGGAUGGAGAUCAAGUUGUUCUAAAUCGUGAUUUUCUAAGCCUAAAUGAUCCAAUUCCAAUGCGACCUUAUGAAUGGAUUGAUAAGAAGAAAAAUGGGAGAUUCAGUCAAGUUGUGUAUGGUCCAACUCUCUUCAAUUUCUUUGCCACAUUUCGAGAUGUUUCGAAUUCUUUCGAUCAUCAUAAUUUGUAUACAAAAGAUCCGAUUCUUCGAAAUAUUCUUGGUGUCAAUAGAAAUGUGCCUAAGUUCCCAGUUACUACAAUUGCUCCACCACGACCUAAUCCUCUGGAAAUCACAAUUGAACAAAAACGAAAAAUGGAAGAAUUGAGAAAAAUGAAUUUGGUGAUUGAAAGUUUAUCGACAAAUGUGAUUGAUCAAAUUGUUCGAGGACUUGUUGAAGAAGAAAAAAUGAAAGAGAGAAUGCGUCGAAAAUUUGAAAAUGAGAAACGAAGAAAAGAGGAAGAACAACGAAAAAUUUUGGAGAAUCAGAAGAAACGUGUUGAAAUUGAGCAAAGAGUGGCGAGAAGAAUUCAAGAGAAUUUGGAGAAUAAAAUUGUUGAUGAUAUUUUGUGCAAGAUUAUUGACAAAGAAGCCGCGGAGCAGCGAAAACGGAGAGAAAUUCAGAUCGCCGAAAAAAUGACAAAUAAAUUCUGGGAGAAAAUUGUUAUAAAAUUUGUUGAUUCGCAUGUUUCGAAGAUUUGUGGCGAAUUUGUUGAACACAAGAAUCAGGUAAAUAUUUUGAAAGUGGAUUCUGAGCACAAAAUAAAUGAUGCUCAUUUGAAAGAGCAUGUUCUAAUUAGUAGAAUCCUCGAAGGAUUUUUUCUGGAAGCUUCUCAAACAUUAGUUUAAAAAUUUCAAACUUCGAAUAAACAUUGAAACACCGUGGUGGCCAGUAGCUUGAAUUUAAUGUUUGAAAAGCUUCCAGAAAAAAUCCUCCAGGAAUUGUACUAAUCAAAACAUGCUCUUUCAAAUGAGCAUAGCUUUUUUUGAUCAGACUCCACCUUUAAAUGAGUAAGAAAAUAAAAUCAAUCGAUGAAAAAAUUUCAGAUUCGAUCGAAACUCGAGAAUUUCAAGCAAAAUAUCAGCAGACAAUGGUUGCUUCAAUUCUGCAAUCAUUGGCGAGAAUGGGCUAAAACGAAAAAAGCGAAACGGAUUAGAAGAGCUGAAAAAAUUAGAGAAUGUAUUCCAAAAUGGGAAGCAGCACAAGGUAAAAUUCAGUUUGGAAAUUUUUUUAAAAAUCCAUAUUUUUUUCAGAUACAAGUCUUCUUCGAAAAUAUGAUCGCGAAGAAAAAAAGAUGAAUCUGAGUCCAAAAGAGGCUGACACAUUUGUGAGAUCGAAAAUCAUUGAAAAACGACGAGAACAUCGAAUAGCUCGAAGAGUUCUAUCAAAAUGGCAACAAUUUGCAGCCGAAAAACGAGAAAUUCGAAAAAUGGCAACUGAAAUGUGUCGAAAAGAGAAUGCAUUUUUUGAGAAAUUUGGAAAAUUGGAAAUUUUACGAAAACGAACAUUUACUUUUGAUGAUCCGGAGGAAAUUGUGGAGAGAAAACGAAGUCCGAAAAGAGAGCCGUUGAGAGAAUCGAAAUCGUUUUCAGUUUUUGAAGCAUCGACAAGCAGUGCUGCAGGUAUUGUUUUUUAUUUGAAAAAAGUAGAAUAUUUUAUGAGAUCUUGAAGAAAUUAGAAGCUUUCAGAGGAAUUCGAGAUUUUUGUAAUUCAAAUUUUCUGAAAAACCAAAUUGAUCUGAAAAUUUUGCAGACAUAACCGUGGCUCGUGAUCAAAUCGAAACUUGGAAACACGAUGGAAUGCCGAGCGAAUUGAAAGAAAAACUGAAACGACGACGAGAAUCGUUUGAAAAAGAGCAGAAUGAGCACAUUUUGAAGAAAAAUAAACAGGAGGAAAUUAUGAUUGGAGGUAUUUUCUUUUUUGCAAAAAAAACUCCAUGUGGAACUUUUUGGAGCUGAAUAUUUUAUGCCAAAAAAAUCCACGUUUCAAUUUUUUUUGAAACGUGAACUUCCAGAUCUAAUUUCUAUCAAAAAAAAAUCCCAUUUUUCAGACAUUCAAAAGCAAACAUCAAAAAUGGACAAAAUGUCAGAAGAAGCAUCAAAACUAUUAGAAGAAGCGAACAAUUUCAAAAACGAGAUGCGUAAAUUCAUGUGUGAUUUGGAAAUUCGACGAGUAUCACAACAACUGUAG
Messenger RNA from Caenorhabditis angaria, 4532 nucleotides. The record is from the annotation of a GenBank genome assembly. NCBI's taxonomy places the organism in Eukaryota, Metazoa, Nematoda, Chromadorea, Rhabditida, Rhabditidae.